Molecule: messenger RNA, 1897 nt
Organism: Morone saxatilis (striped sea-bass)
Lineage: Eukaryota; Metazoa; Chordata; Actinopteri; Moronidae
Product: cadherin-18-like
Exons: 7
Coding region: 126-1571 (481 amino acids)
Biological process (GO): homophilic cell-cell adhesion; multicellular organism development; calcium-dependent cell-cell adhesion
Cellular component (GO): catenin complex; adherens junction; plasma membrane
Molecular function (GO): cadherin binding; calcium ion binding
Source: RefSeq, a predicted model, not a curated record
ACCAGCUGUACGUCCCUGAAUCAGCUCAAGUAGGGAAACCAGUAGGGAAGAUCAAAGCCAAUGAUGAGGACCUUGGCAUCAAUGCAGACAUAAAGUACAGCAUCAUAAACUCAGAGGGGGCCAACAUGUUCUCCAUAUUCACGGACAGGGACCUCAGAGAGGGAAUCAUCAGCCUUAAAAAGCCUCUGAACUACGAGAGAAAGAAGACCUACACCCUCCACAUUGAGGGGAUGAAUACACAUGUGGAUCCUCGCUUUUCCUAUCUUGGUUCCUUCAAAGACACUGCCACCCUUAAAAUCACUGUUGGGGAUGUGGACGAAGCCCCUGUCUUUUCUAUAGAUCAUUAUAUCAUGGACGUAUACGAGAACUCACCAAGUGGCACAGAGGUGGGCGCUGUAAUGGCUCGAGAUCCUGACAGCAGGAACAGUCCUGUCAGGUAUUUCUUGGACAGCAAAGAGGAAGGAGUAAGGUACUUCAGAAUCGAUGAAAGCAGCGGAGUUAUACGGACGACACAGCCUCUAGACAGAGAAGACAUGCCUUGGCACAACAUCACUGUGAUGGCCUCGGAGGUUGAUAACCCCAGUCUUCUCAGUCACGUUCCUGUUACAGUCCAGGUGCUGGACGUGAACGAUAAUCCGCCAGAAAUAGCAACAGACGAAGAAGUCAUUGUGUGUGAGAGCUCAAGGCCAGGACAGGUGAUCCGGACUGUCACUGCAGUGGAUAAGGAUGACUUUGCCAAUGGACAGCGGUUUUCCUUUGCUUUGCCGAACCAGAUACCAGUUAAUCCUAACUUCACCCUGAAAGACAAUGAAGACAGCACAGCCAACAUCAUUGCCAGGCGGCGGCGUUUCAACCACCUGACCCAGGAGCUGUACGAGCUGCCCAUUGUGGUGUGGGACGGUGGGGAGCCGUCGCUGAGCGGCACCAGCACCUUGACCCUGCGGGUAUGCCCGUGCCAACGCCACGGCAGGAUCCGGAUGUGCCAAGGCGAGGCGUUCCUCUCCUCGGCGGGUCUCAGCACGGGGGCACUGAUUGCCAUCCUGCUGUGCAUUGUCAUCCUGCUGGCCAUCGUGGUUCUCUUCAUCACACUUAGGCGCAGCAAGAAAGAGCCCCUUAUCAUCUCCGAAGAGGAUAUCCGAGAGAAUGUGGUCACCUAUGACGACGAGGGUGGAGGCGAGGAGGACACUGAGGCCUUUGACAUUAUUGCCCUACGUAACCCAGCUGCCGCCGAAGAGCUCAAGUUCCGGCGGGACGUUCGCCCGGAAGCGAGGCAACACUGCGGCCCGAGCCGCAGCCGUCGGAGCCCAUCAGUGGAGCUGGACGAGGUGGAUGUGCACGAAUUCAUCAAGCAGAGACUGGUGGAGGCCGACAUGGACACCAGUGUGCCGCCCUACGACUCCCUCCAGACGUACGCUUACGAAGGCCAGGGCUCUCCAACAGGAUCCAUCAGCCCUUUAGACUCUCCCGGCACGCAAUCAGAGCAGGAUUAUAACUACCUGGACGACUGGGGGCCUCAGUUCCAGAAACUGGCAGAACUCUAUGGAGAGGCAGAUUCAGAUGUAACAACCUAGUCUGUGAUUUCACUCCUGUUCAAACCAAAUGUGUUUGAAAUCCGUUUUUGAAAUUUCCAGUGAACAAUAUAAACAGAGAUGCUUUCAAAAUGUUCCAGUGGUUUUCAACUUCUACUGUUGAACUAAAACGACUGCUCUAUUUUUAUUUUUUUUUCCCUUUUUUCAUUUUGUCGAUUUGGAUCAUGGGUCGUUCAUCUGGAAGUAUUAAAUCAGAUUUUAAGAUGGAAGAACAACAAUAUGGGGGAAAAGGAAAACAAUAUUUUCCUUGGUGUAUAUUUUUUAUUGCUCAAUAAAGUCCUGAAAUCCAUAUGAGUGGAUAUGUGAAA